CAAUCCAAUAGAAUUUCGUUGAAAUUCAGCAUUUCCUGUUUCUGAAUCAACGUGUUUUUCGUGUCAUGCGGUAACAUUUGGAGAUAUAAACCUUAUUUCAAAAACUUAUUUUCAAAGAUCGUUAUUAUUAGUUAUCUUCAACUGGCAAAAUACUGCGUUAAUGUGUUAUUGACACACGAUAGGUCUGCUCUGUGUUGCAAUUGCAUACAGCAUGGUUUGGUGCAGCAGGGUUUUGCACAGGAAGUAUGGGAACUUUGUGGAUAAUCUGAGGGUGUAUGUCAGAGGUGGCAGUGGUGGCAUGGGGCUGCCACGACUGGGUGGACAAGGUGGUAAAGGAGGUGAUGUCUGGGUUGUUGCCAAAGAUGGCAUGACCCUGAAGAAAAUCAAGGACAAAUAUCCACAGAAGAGGUUUGUAGCUGGUGUUGGGAAAAACAGUGGUAUCCGAGCUCUGAAGGGAGAUAAAGGACAGGACUGUGAGGUCUAUGCUCCAGCUGGCAUUUCAGUCACAACUGAUGAUGGAAAGGUCAUAGGUGAACUGAAUCAAGAUGGCGAGCGGGUACUUGUAGGACAAGGUGGCUGUGGUGGGUCUUUUGCAACUGGCUUCCUGCCCAAAAAAGUUCAGGCAAGACAAAUACGAUUAGACUUGAAACUCAUCGCAGAUGUGGGCUUAGUGGGGUUUCCAAAUGCUGGCAAGUCAUCCCUAUUGAGUUUGCUUUCACAUGCCAGACCUCAGAUUGCAAGCUAUCCUUUCACAACCUUGAGGCCAGAAAUAGGAAAAAUAAUGUUUGAAGAUUACAAACAGAUAUCUGUAGCUGAUUUACCAGGUUUGAUUGAAGGCGCCCAUGUAAACAGAGGAAUGGGUCACAAAUUUCUCAAACAUGUUGAGCGAACAAAGCAACUGCUCUUUGUGGUUGAUGUAAAUGGAUUCCAACUUUCUUACAAAACACCAUUUAGAACAGCCUUUGAAGCUGUACAGCUCCUAACAAAGGAGCUGGAGUUAUACAAAGAAGAACUGAUGUCAAAGCCAGCCCUCCUUGCUGUGAACAAAAUGGAUUUGCCAGACGCAGAAGAAAAGCUAAAGGAACUUGUAGAACAACUUCAACAUCCCCAAGAUUUUGUACACUUGUUUCCUGAAGGUGUGGUUCCAAGGUGCACAUUGCACUUUAACCAUAUUGUCCCAGUCUCAGCAUCCAGUGGAUAUGGCAUUCAAGAACUAAAGAAGUGCAUCAGAAACUCACUUGAUGAGCAGGCAACUUCACAAAAUGAAGAGGACCACAGAGAAAAGCUGCAGGAACUUCACAAAAUGAAGAGGACGACGGAGAAAAGCUGCAGGAACUUCACAGCCCAAGUGCUUCCAAAGCUGUGAGGAGAUGUAUGAAUGUAGAAAUGUACAAAUCCAAGCCCUUUGAAGAGAUAGAAACUAGAAGAACAUAGGAUUCAGCAGAAGCAACUCUGUAUGAACUACUAGAUCAGGUGUGAGCGAUGAACCUGGUAGGAACAUGAUUCUGAGAAUUUCUGUAAGAGCUACAAAUUAUUCUGGCCACACAGGACAUACAUACAUACACACAUUUACUAUAUAGAAACAAAACGCCUGUGAUAUGCAUUGUAAUACACUUUACACUGGGUAAAUGGACUGUCCCACACAUGAGGAAUUGUGAACUUGAUUUUUGUGAUAAUUGAUAAUACUUUCUUUUGGGAUGUUUCUAAGGAAGUACAGUUUUGUUUUAUUUUAUAAUAUCCCACCGCAGACCCAAUUUUUUUUUUUGUUAUGAUUAUUUUACUUUACUGCUGGGGAACGAUGUCAAGUUUUAAAGGAACAUGAAAAACAAAGCUAUUUCUGUACAGUACAUCCCAGACACUGUAUACAUUAGUCUGGCUUGUUAAUUAUAAGACAUUUUAAACACUCAAUUUAAAGAUAUGUAAAAAAAAACUUUAGGUCUUGAUUAAGACUUCUAGACACAAUGUUUUUCAUAGAUUUCUUUCAAUAUUUCUACCUUUCUUUUAGUUCAACAGCUUAAGAUGGCAAAUUAUAGGAAUAGAUCUUCUUUGUGAAUCACAGAGUGUGAUUGAUAUUUAAAUACCCCCAAAUGUCAAAAUGCGAGGUUGACAAAACAAAAGGUCCGAAAGUAUCAGCCUAACGAUUAAAUGGAGAUAUCUGGUAAUGGAAACACCCUCUAAGGGAAGUUACUUUUAAUUACAUACAGUAGAUUCCCUGCUAGUCAUAUCAGUACGUGAAUGUCCAUAGUUUAAAUAAGUUCAAUGGAUUCAUUAUUCAGGACAUUUUCAAGGGAAAUUAAGCUUGGCGCUGAAUAGAUGGAAAAGUUUUAUUUGGGCUGCACAGUAGGCUAAAGCUACUCCCACCCACCCCUCUAUGUUAUGGGCAUGGGGGGGGUUGAGAUAAUUGUAUUUCUAAUGCCAGUCACACCUAUCAUGCUCUGAUAGAGCUACCCAAUCAUUUUCUGAAUGCUUGCCAUAAACACAUUUCUUUUCCUUUUUUUACCUAACUGCCAAAGAAAACCGACUAGCCUCUUAACUGCCUGUUUGUUCUUCAAAUUACAUUUUCAUAUUUUAAAGUCCUCUUACCUUUUUGUGAUGUUUACUCUGCUACUGUGCUGUCUGCGCGCCUCUGUUGUAGUUUCAAGCUGUGGGUUUAUGUAACACAGGCUAGAUUAUCCUAAAUGUCUUUAUGUAAUCCCCAGCGCUGUCUAGUGAACGAUGACUGUAUUGCCAGGAAUACCAAAAGCAACUUUGUGUACAGUAUGUGUUCACUACAUGUGAAUAAUUAUUGUACUACUCUUUUUGUAAUAUCUAUACUGUUUGUUUGUCUCAAAGACUUGUAUCUUAAGCAGCUGGCCCCGGAGGGCCUUUCCAGACUUAGUAGGUAUAAUAAAAACAUUAAGUGCUGAGGGGUAUAAUUGGUCAAUUUUAUAAUUAAGUACAUGGGUGUAACAAGUGCCCUAUUUGAAUUCCCGAACUAUUUUAAGGAGAGUGAGUGGGGUGAAAGGAGCAGUCUUCUACAAAGUAAACUAAAAAGACAAAUUGUAUUGAUAUAAUUAUUAAAAACAAUACUAAAAUUAUAUUUAUUAUAAAUAUAUUUAUUGUUGAUUUAGCAGUGCAAAAUACAGGACGGGUGUUCGUGGAUGUAUAAGGUAACAAGCUAUGUAUAAAUUAGUGUGAUUGAUUAACUGGUCAGCACACUGUUCCAAGGGAAAUUAGGCACAGCAAAGAACAGAACUGAUGUCAAAGUUUUAAUUUGGGCAGCAGCCUGAAGCUUGUCGGAACCCCCCCAGACAUGCACACACACUUCUGUUAUCAUGGGAUGGGGGGGUGCAAAUCAUUUUGUUAACACAAAUAUGCAGUAGUGGUGUUUAAUGUAAAGUGAGAAAAAUAUUAUUAUUAUUAUGAAACCUUUAUUUUACUAGGAAAUUACAUUGAGAUUAAAAUACCUUUUGCAAGUGAGACGUAGCCAAGAAAGGUAGCAGCAGUAUGAUAAAACAUAAUACAAAACAAAUACAGAAAUAAAAUAAUUCAAAACUCAGACAAGUCCUAUUCAAUAGAAUAAACAAUCAGUUAGUGACAAUCCAUUAGUGACAGGUGUAAUCAACUACUUAAAACAAGCACAACUCUCUAUUGGAUAAUCAUGCAGCUUACUCUGGAAUUGUACUAAAGUUAUUUGGGACUGCAACUUAAGUUUAGACUGUAAGUCAUUCCAAGACCUAGGAGCAAAAUAAACAAAUGAUCUUUUAGCAACCUCAGUGAACACUUUAGGAACUGUAAAAUACAAUCGAUGUAAGACUGUAGUUACUACAAGCUUGAUGCCUUUGAUUAAUGGGGGCUCAAAUUUCCAUGUGCAGUAGCUGAAUAACAUUCUGGGUAAGGAUUUAUUAAAAUAUGUUUCUCAGUUUUACUGCAUUAGGGUGUCAAAUAAAAGAUACCAGAGCCAGGGUGUCACUGAAAGGUAAUGUUUUAUUAAAUAUAUUACAAGAUUAAGUAAUUCAUAUUUUCAGAAAAAAAAAAAACAACAUGGCCAUUGAUUUACAGUGUU
Molecule: messenger RNA, 4045 nt
Organism: Acipenser ruthenus (sterlet)
Lineage: Eukaryota; Metazoa; Chordata; Actinopteri; Acipenseriformes; Acipenseridae
Gene: gtpbp10
Product: GTP-binding protein 10 (putative)
Exons: 10
Coding region: 212-1366 (384 amino acids)
Cellular component (GO): mitochondrion
Molecular function (GO): magnesium ion binding; GTPase activity; GTP binding
Source: RefSeq, a predicted model, not a curated record